AUGUCGACCAUCACCCUCCAAGAAUACUGUGAACGACAGCAGCGUGAGCGAGAACGCGAGCAAGAAGACGCAUUUAAUAAGGUUCACGCCAGAAAGACAUCCAGAUCUGACGCCUACCUCACUUCGCUCCUUACCAUGGACCAGUCACACUACACAAGCCUAGUUUCCCAUGUCUCUACCUUCAUUGAUUUGACGGCUGCUCCUGCCGCCACCACUGCCGUUGCCAUCGGCGCAACAUCCGGUCCUGACGAACCAAGCCUCACCACUGGCGCCUCCCAGCAGAAACUUUCACAACAACAACAACAACAACAACAACAACAACAACAACAACAACAACAACAACAACAACAACAACAACAACAGCAACAACAACAACAACAGCAACAACAACAAGUUCUCGCUCAAAUACAACAGCAAUACCAAAACCCAUCCCCAUUCCCUACUCCAACAAGUCCGAUCUACACCAUCGAGGAUUUCAUCACCCGAUACGCACACAAAUUAGACUACUUUGAACGCACGCGCAAGGAUCAAGUUCAAGUGAUCGGGCACAUCAACGACCCCUCGCAAGACCAAGAAUAUCGCGGUCUCUAUUUGACUUUGAGUACCUCGGAUGCAAGGAUCCGUGAGGUUGAGGACAAAAUCGAGGACCUCUUUCGACUCAAGCACUACAAGCGCAAGUAA
This is a messenger RNA of Linnemannia hyalina, 681 nucleotides long. NCBI's taxonomy places the organism in Eukaryota, Fungi, Mortierellomycota, Mortierellomycetes, Mortierellales, Mortierellaceae. The record is from the annotation of a GenBank genome assembly.